GUGCGGCGACAUGGCAGCGGACAAGAGGAAGCGUGGGGCGCUCCCGGCGGGAAAGGGGAAGCGCUCCAGGACCGGCCCCAGCGCGGCAGAGGCGGAGGCGGCCCCGGCCGGAGCCCCGCAGGAAUACAGCAUCCCGCCGCCCGUGUCCCAGGGUAAAUGGAAGAACAAGGAGCGAGUGCUGAUAUUCUCCUCUCGUGGAAUCAAUUUCAGAACAAGGCACCUAAUGCAAGACUUAAGAACACUGAUGCCUCACUCUAAAGCAGAUACUAAAAUGGACCGUAAAGACCAGCUAUUUGUAAUUAAUGAGGUGUGUGAAAUGAAAAACUGCAACAAGUGCAUCUUUUUUGAAGCCAAAAAGAAACAGGAUCUCUACAUGUGGCUUUCAAACACACCACAGGGACCAUCAGCUAAAUUCUUGGUGCAGAAUGUUCACACGCUGGCUGAAUUGAAGAUGACGGGAAAUUGCCUAAGGGGCUCACGGCCCCUCUUGUCUUUUGAUCCAAUAUUUGACAAGGAGCCACACUAUGCCCUGCUAAAAGAAUUGUUUAUUCAGAUAUUUAGUACUCCGCAGUAUCACCCCAAAAGUCAGCCUUUUGUGGACCACGUCUUCACCUUCACCGUUACAGAUGAGAGGAUCUGGUUUCGGAAUUACCAGAUAAUAGAAGAAGAUGCAUCUCUGGUAGAAAUUGGGCCUCGUUUUGUUCUAAACCUUAUCAAAAUCUUUCAAGGUAGUUUUGGAGGGCCAACACUGUAUGAAAAUCCUCAUUACCAGUCCCCAAAUAUGCAUCGACGGCUGAUAAGAUUGUCAGUGGCAGCGAAGUUUAGAGAGAAACAGCAUGUGAAAGAAGUGCAAAAGGAGAAGAAAAAAGCAAGCAAGGUCCUUGUAAAAGAAGAUCCUACGGAAGUGGUCUUUGAAACUCCAGCUGAAGAAAAGCCAGUGGAAAUACAGCUCGUGAAACCGGAGUCAAAGCCCAUUGUUAAAGAUAAAAAGAAACUACGCAAAAUUCAGAGGAAGAAGCAAAGAAAGCUAUUCAGAACUGAAACAUCAGCAUAAAUGUUACAAGGGAUGAAACUAGGUGUAUUGUCAUAAUAUUGUAAAUAAUUUGUUUUUACAGGCUAAACUAUCUAGAGUUCAGUUUUAAGUAGAAA
Molecule: messenger RNA, 1149 nt
Organism: Empidonax traillii (willow flycatcher)
Lineage: Eukaryota; Metazoa; Chordata; Aves; Passeriformes; Tyrannidae
Product: ribosome biogenesis protein BRX1 homolog
Exons: 10
Coding region: 11-1054 (347 amino acids)
Biological process (GO): ribosomal large subunit assembly; rRNA processing
Cellular component (GO): nucleolus
Molecular function (GO): rRNA binding
Source: RefSeq, a predicted model, not a curated record